AUGCCUAAGAGAAAAGCAACACAUGCACAUGUUGGCCCAGCACGUGUCGAUAGGCCAAAGCGGAAGCAGGCGACAACGCCGGCACCAGCAAAGCCUCCGGUCCCAGCGCUCGGCCUCACCGACGAUCAACUUCGUCACUUAGCUAAGGAAGUUGCCUCGAGGUUUGAGUCAAGAAUCGGUGCCCCCUCAGCAGGCAACACCCCCUCGAUGGUUAACAUCCCCACAAUGGAUAACAUCCCCGCAAACCUAAGUGACCCCUUUGAGCCAGAGCCAGAGCCAGAUCUGCAGGCACCCAGCAGGCACUGCGACCACAAGCACCGGGAACAGCCCCCAGUCGCAUGCCAGCCACAACCACCAAGCCACUUAGACACCCUUUAUAUUGCCGCUACCCCAAUAGAUGUUAAUAAAUUACGAGAACUUUUACUAACAACCAAGAAAGUUAGGAACAUAACUAACUACCUGGCUCUAAUCUCUGCAAGACAAGGAUACCUCAAUAGCACAGUGACUACCGCUUAA
Molecule: messenger RNA, 516 nt
Organism: Magallana angulata
Lineage: Eukaryota; Metazoa; Mollusca; Bivalvia; Ostreida; Ostreidae
Exons: 2
Coding region: 1-516 (171 amino acids)
Source: RefSeq, a predicted model, not a curated record